CGUCACCCUUUGCCCGCUUCCCGGCCUUCAUCAUAGAGUGCAUCAAUUCCCCUUCUGUUGGGCUUUAUAAAUACGGGAAGAGGGAGGGGCCGCUCUAGGAGUCGGAUAGAAAGGAUUUGCCGCCCUCGUCUCUAUGGUGAUGGAGGACUAGACCUGUCUAGAGACCAAGGAAAGCUGGAUUUUCUGGAGGGCCUGCCUCUCCUCUCUCCUGCAGAGGAUGCCCUUACUCUCCGACGUCCACCUGGAGCUGCCUCUCCCGGACCCUCCUCCUCACCGCCUGGCCCUCGUCUCCGGCUCCUACCGCUACUACCACUACGGCUGUGACGGUGUGGACGACCGUGGUUGGGGCUGCGGGUACCGCACCCUCCAGACCGUGUGUUCUUGGCUGCCGCCGAGUGUCGAAAAAACCCUUCCCCGCCCAGUCCCUUCCCUGCAGGAGAUCCAAAACGCUCUGGUGGAGAUAGGAGACAAGCCCGCCUCCUUUGCCGGCUCCCGGGACUGGAUGGGCACCGUAGAAGCGGCCUUGUGCCUGGACCACUUUUACAGCGUGCCGGGCAAGGUGGUCCACGUUCCCCACGGGCGGGAGCUGGAGAGGGAGCUGGAGGCUCUGCAUGCUCAUUUCCAGGGAGGCGGGGGGCCCGUCAUGAUGGGGGGCGACAGGGACAACUCUUCCAAGGGGCUGCUGGGGGUCUGCUCCGGCCCGGAAGGGCGCCACCACCUCCUGGUCCUUGACCCUCACUACUAUGGCCAGGCAGGGUCUCUGACGAGGGAGGAGCUGCAGGCACAACGUUGGGUCCAUUGGAGGGAGCUUGCUCUCUUCGAAGCAGGCUCCUUCUACAACCUCUGCUUCCCCCAGUUCAGGGCAAAAGGAUGUCCUGUAUGAUUUGAGAAAGUAGGUGUCGUUCUCCAAACCGAGAGCUGCAGGGGUGUCUCUGUCAGGAGCGUCAGCAAUGUCUAGGCAACACGAUGACCAUGUGUUGUUGUUUAGUCGUGUCCGCCUCUUUGUGACCCCCUGGACCAGAGCA
This is a messenger RNA of Podarcis muralis (Common wall lizard), 1025 nucleotides long. RefSeq names its product UFM1 specific peptidase 1 (gene UFSP1). The record is from RefSeq and is a predicted model, not a curated record. Gene Ontology annotation, molecular function: deUFMylase activity. NCBI's taxonomy places the organism in Eukaryota, Metazoa, Chordata, Lepidosauria, Squamata, Lacertidae.